This is a messenger RNA of Brassica rapa (field mustard), 4143 nucleotides long. RefSeq names its product phosphatidylinositol 4-phosphate 5-kinase 4. Lineage: Eukaryota; Viridiplantae; Streptophyta; Magnoliopsida; Brassicales; Brassicaceae. Gene Ontology annotation, biological process: phosphatidylinositol phosphate biosynthetic process. Gene Ontology annotation, cellular component: plasma membrane. Gene Ontology annotation, molecular function: 1-phosphatidylinositol-4-phosphate 5-kinase activity. The record is from RefSeq and is a predicted model, not a curated record.
GACUGGAACAAUCCAAAAGAAGGUUCAGUUCGUUAUUAUGGGAAACCUAUUCUGUUCUGAGUACUCUGUCCACAGACGCUUUGAUCUGAAAGGAUCUUCCCUUGGACGUACAACUGAUAAGCCUGAAUCAGAAAUCAUCUCAAACACAAUCUUGAAAGAUCUUGAUCUGAACUUCAUUUUCAGACUACAGAAAGCUUGGUACCAAGAGUUCAUCAGACAAGUCGAUAAAGACUGCGAGUUUCUAGAACAGGAGAGAAUCAUGGACUACAGUCUUCUUGUUGGGAUACAUUUCAGAGAAGCAUCAGUGGCUGGAGAGUUGAUACCUUCUGGAGCACGCACGCCUAUUGGUGAGUUUGAAGAUGAAUCAGCUCCUCGUCUCUCCAGAGCAGACGUGGAUCAGCUUCUAUCUGAUCCCACAAGGUGGGCUAGUAUCAGACUUGGAGGAAACAUGCCGGCUCGAGCAGAGAGAACAAUGAGAAGGAGCGACUGUGAACUAGUUGGGGAACCAACAGGAGAGUACUACGAGGUUGUCAUGAUCUUCGGGAUCAUAGAUAUUCUUCAAGAUUACGACAUCAGCAAGAAACUUGAACACGCUUACAAGAGCAUCCAGUACGAUCCUACCUCAAUCUCAGCUGUUGAUCCGAGGCUAUACUCUAGACGUUUCCGUGAUUUCAUCUUCAAGGUCAUCACUGAGGAUGAUUGAAACAAGUCUCUUCUGGUGCCUUGCAGCCACUACUUUUUAUUUUUUUUAUUACUUGCUCCGAUUUAAUGAUGAACUAUGUAACAGCAGUUAACAUCUAUAGUAGUGAAUGUUUUUUUUCUCUUCUAUUGUUUUGUUCAAUGCAAAUAUAUAUAAAAAAUUGAUUAUUUUAGAACAAAUGAACAUCUUUAUUCUGUUUUCUUGUUCUAUUUUGAUUGUAGGGUCUUGUUGAUCUUCUUGAGUUUAAGCCUAUUCCUGCUGGGUCUGACUCUCCUCAUUCAAUUGUUAGAUGGUUAUGUCUGCAAAAUCUCUAACAAUGAUGAAAUGACAUAAAAGCAGAAGACAUAGUAUCCGGUGUUGGCAAGUCGAUUGGUGUACUAGCUGGUCCUUAAAGGUCAUGAGUUCGAAUGCAAGGAAGAUGGGAUCCGUUCUAGUGUCAAGAAGGCUAUAGGCACAAAUAUAAGAAAGAGCCCAUAACUUCUUCUUUGCUCAAGAAACAAGACAAUUCUCCAUUUUUUUGUGUGCUAACAAAAAGAUAAGUAAGAUGCAAUUUGCCUUGUGUAUGAUUUUGGUUGUGAGUUGUGAGUUGUGACUUCUGUGUUUGUUGCAAACAAUCUUUGACUUUAGUCAAGAAACCAACUUAAAUGAUUUGGUCAAGAAUUCUAUGAGUUUUAAGAGAAAAGGAUACAACUAAAAAAGAAACAAGAAAAUGAUAAAUACACUAUAUGAAUCAAUCACCUAACAAGUUUUCACAUUUGUCAUACAAGUACAGCGUUUUUUCACUUAACUCUUCGAAAUUCAGUCUGUAAUAAUCAUCCAUAUUUUCAUUGGAAGAUGCAAAGUGUAGAAAAAGCUUUGCCCUUAGAGACCUUGAAGAUGAAAUAUCUACAAGAAGAAACCCAUCUGCUUCUAAUCCACUUAACACAUUAGUAUAAAAAAGUUACGAAUCUCGGACAAUGUAAUUUGGACCAUCACUUCGUUGUCUCCAAGCCUAGUCGCGGAAAUGGUGGAGACAUAGCUUGCGACUACCUUUGGUUGUGGCUUAACGUAAUGUUCAAUGUCUCUUUGACCCGAUAGUCGAACCCAGAGUUCGUUUUUCUUCUGUAAUAACAUCUCCACUUGCUCUUUCAUCUCCUUCUUCAAGACAUACUUAGCUUCUUCUGCAAGAAAGUAAAGGAAAAAAUGGUUCCCAUCAUUCUUGUUCUAAAUGAUAUAAGAUGCAAUGGCAAACUUAGUUAUUACGUUUAGUUUCAUGGAGUUCCAACUGAAGAAUAAUUGAUGUGGUAAACUUGUUGCAUAUUAAAUAGAGAAAAUUACUCAAACUAACUCUUAUUUAUUAUGUAAUUACUAGAUUAACUUCCUUUCAUCGAUGCAUGUUCAGAGGGUAGUAUAAAGACGAAAUAACCAUAAUAGUUGAUAAUUAUUACUACAAUGCCAUUAUAUUAAUUUUGGUAUAAAAUUAAAAAUACCAAUUAAAAUCACGAUAAAAACACAGUUUUUACAACAAAAAAAACUUUAGGGUUCAUGGGAUUCACCGGCAAUUCACGACGAAUUGGGAGAAUCCAAGUUAGAAAGCAGCAAUUCCAUAGAAAAUGAAAACAUGACCAGGACCAGACAGAAAAAUCCCCAAACUAAACCCAGAACACUGUCAAUCGUUUCCCGUUGCAGCUAAGAACCAGAGAGAUGCGGAGGAUCAGUUCACUGGACGGUGAAUUGGACUUCUUAAGAGAGCACACGAAUAAACCUUCGUAGAAAUUUAAUACCUUCCUGGUAUCUCUCUCCUUCACUACUGACGGUGGCUAUGGCGAUGGCAAUUUGAAUCCGGAUUGAAGCGUGACCGAGCAGCGUGGCUGUCUCACCAAGACUCCUUUGUUGACCCCGUUGCAGACCGCGUAUAGGUACACUCAUUGCUUUGAUAUAUGAUCGCAUUAAGACAAAUAGAUAUAUAUUUGCAAAAAGGCAUAGGUGUAAAGUCAUGUUUCUCGUCUCUAAUGACCAUUGGCAGUGUAUAUAACCAAGUUUUAAUGAAUUUAGAUUAGCAUGUUGGCUCGACAGUGACCAAAAUUUGGCUCGAUAGUGAAACAUAGAUGUAAUAUAUAUUCACAGGCUUAUGCUCCAUGUACAGGAUUCUAGAAAUCAUCUAUACCCACGCCUUUUGGAUGCUUCUGAAACACAUGCUUUGUUGGGGUAUAUAACUUGAUUAUGGCUCUUUUUUAUUAUGUUUGCUUCACAUUUGAUGAGAAAAAAAUAGAAACCUUGAGUAUAACCUUCACAGGGGAGUCACUAACACCAUAUUUUUCUGGUGCUUUAGUUGUUUGUGGAGUCCAUUAUUGUGUGUUUAAUACUUAGGUCGUGGUGAAUUUUGACAGGGAUACAUUUUGUCUAGGGGAAAUCACAACAAGGAAAUGUAGAAGACUGUCUUGCAGUUUGAGAGUAAGGUUGACAAGGAGUCUACUUUUUAAAAGUUCAGUCUAUGGGGGUAGUAAAGAAAGGCGUAUCUACCGACAUUCCGGUUUAUAUGUACUUUGAUGCAUUUUCAACUCUGUUUUACCAUAAAAAUGCAGAUGACGAGUUAUGUAGCCGCUGAGUGUGGUUAUCGUUUGUUGUGUUCUUAUAACCGCCGGGUGUGGUUUUUGUGUUCUUAUACAAUCAAGAACUUGAAAAGCUCUGUUGAAUGAUAACACUGCCUUGCUUUUAAUCGAUGUGUUUCGGGUUUUGGUUGUUUUUCCUCCAAAGAGCUAGAAAUGUAUUUUCAAUGAUUACUCCACUCUUGAUCUUGAUCUAUUACGUCCUCACUCAAACAGACUGAAGCUUUGAACACUUCUUUGAAUUAAUCGUUGCUAUUUUCUUGUCUACUAAGGAAGAACGGUAAGAACAACACAUCACCUGCAAAUUUAAAUAGAUACUUAUUAAUAACACCAUAAGAACAUACGCGCAUCAUGCUCAUCCAAUGACCACAAACCAUUUUUAUUUGUGCCAUGAGAGAAGAAGGAAGAAAAUAAACGUCAAUAUGAACACAACCAUUAACGUCGAAUAAGGCAAUCACGAGAGAGAUUUGUAGAUUAAGGCUUUUCUCUUUGUUUUGUUUAAAUUAAGUUUGGUUUGGUUUAAUUAAAUAAUUUUGGUUUACAUGCUUUUGAUUCAAAUUAUGGUUGGUUUGAAACAUUUUGGUUUAAAUCAAGUUAAAUUACUGGUAUAUGAAAUAAUUUCAGAAUUAAAUGGUUUAAUCUGGUUUGCAAUAACUCGGUUAAGAAUAAUUAAUAAAAAUCUGUGGCCAAAUCAUAAAUAAAUUUGUGGUUUAAGUUUAAACAAAUCUGUCGAACUAUAACAAAUUUGUGGUCAAAUAAUAAAUAAAUCUAUCAAAUUCUAAUAAAUCUGUGGUCAAAGAAUAAAUAAAUCUAUCAAAUCUUAACUAAGUCUGUCAAAAUUAAAUAAAUUUGUGG